UUACCAAGAGACGUACGACACAUCGUGUGUAUUGUACUGCUUUGCUAGUUCGGUCGUACGAAUUUUGUGGCAAUUAAAAUAAAAAUACAACACACAAAUAUCAAGACUCAUCUCAGUGACCGUGAAUCUUCAUCGUCACUCUACAUUGUUUUUGUUUUAUUUAUUUAUUUUUUUCUCAUUGUGUUUGUGUGUUUCAUAGUUUCGAAUCAGAAUUUUCCAUUCGAAAAAAUUCGCUAAUUUAGAAUAUUCUGGUGAAAGAAGCGGAGAAGAAGAAAAAAAAAUACUGAGUGACGUGCAAGUGUGUCAAUGCUGAAAUAUUGUCCAUAAAUAAAAUUAAAAGACAAGUGGAUCCACUUUAGGGAAGAACAACAAUAGAAUUUAAUCGAAUUUUCGUUUGCAAUUUUGUUUUCGUGUCAAGUGAUGGAAUGAUGAAUGAAAGUAUCAAUCAAAAUCUAUCGAAUUGCUGCGUGUGCACAACUCAAUAAAAAUUAUUGAUUGCUUUGAAUUUAUGCAUACAAACAGAUUAGAAAAUUUUACUUUUGAAUUAAUUUGCCAGCGACAGCACGUUCGUGAACAUUUCUCAAUGGAAUUUUUUUCAGUUGUUUUUUCUUUCGAUACGUUUCGAAAAAAUUAAACGAGUAGCGUUCUCAAACGUAAUUCACCGAAUUAUUUUUUUCUGUGUUUAUUUUUACUGUCUCCUCAAUUUUGAGCUUAGUUGUUGUUUUUUUUCGUGUGGACUUUUGUUCCCGUGUGUAUUUGAAAAGAGAAAAAUGUGUACCGCAGACAAACGAAGGCAGAACAAUCGAUGUGAUUGUGUUGAUAGAAAUGCAAAUUCUUCGAUAAAAAUGGCAAUGUCACACGCGAAGAUUGUGCGACUCAAAUCGUUGCCCAUAUUGUACGGGGUGGCUGGUAUUUUUUUGUUUAGUGAUAUAGUUGCCAAAGUGCAUUGCGAAUCAACAGAUAUUGAAUUAGACGCAAAAGCAACAUUACUGCAUCGAAUCGAUAGUUUCAAUCUAUUAGUGUAUACAUUUUUACUAACGUUAACUAUUCUAACAAUAUGGUUAUUUAAACAUCAUCGGGUUAGUUGGCUCCAUGAAACUGGUUUGGCCAUUAUUUAUGGUUUAUUUGUUGGUGCAUUGAUACGAUAUGCUGCGAGUAAAACAACAACCACCCAUAUAUCGGUUUAUCCGAAUGUUUCGACGACAACGUACAACCAAAGCCUCCCACCCGAUUCACUAUGGUUCAAUUUUCCUGGGGAUUUGCCCAUAAAAAAUGUACAGGAUCAAACAUAUGCUUAUACAUUUCGUGGACAAAUGGUCAACAGGGAGGAGAAUGGAAUCGAUUUGAAGGCUAUUUUCGAUCCAGAAAUCUUUUUCAACAUCAUUCUACCGCCGAUUAUAUUCUAUGCUGGCUAUUCACUCAAACGGAAAUACUUCUUUCGUAAUUUGGGCGCUAUUCUGACGUUUGCCAUACUUGGAACCACUAUAUCUGCUCUGCUUAUCGGUUCGCUUCUGUAUGUUGCCAUUAAAUUCUUGCCGGGAAGUCUAAAAUUCACAUUUCUCGAUACACUUUACUUUGGAGCAUUGAUAUCACCGACCGAUCCAUUGACAAUACUGGCUAUAUUCAGUGCUUUACAUGUUGAUGUUAAUUUGUAUGCGCUGGUAUUUGGCGAAAGCGUUUUGAACGACGCUGUGGCUAUAGUAAUGAGUAGUUCAAUUCAAAAGUACGAUAAACAUUAUUCGAGCUCGGGUGGUUUUGAAGCUGGAGCAUUCUUUCAUUCUGUCGGUGAUUUUUGUCGCAUUUUUUCGCUAUCGCUUGCAAUUGGCGCAGUUAUGGGUUGUGUAACGGCGUUAAUGACAAAAUUUACACGAAUUCGUGACUUUCCGCUGCUUGAAUCGGCUUUGUUUGUUCUUAUGUCAUACAGCACGUUCCUUAUAGCCGAAGUAACGGAACUAACAGGAAUUGUUUCCGUUUUGUUUUGUGGCAUUUGCCAAGCACAUUAUACGUACAAUAAUUUAUCGGAUGACUCGCGUCUUCGUACCAAGCAAAUAUUCGAACUGUUGAAUUUUCUAGCGGAGAAUUUCAUAUUUUCGUACAUCGGUGUAUCCAUGUUCACUUUUCCCAAACAUCAUUUCGAUUUUCUCUUUAUUACCACGGGAUUUAUUUGUGCAAUGAUUGGACGAGCUGCUAACAUUUAUCCACUCUCAUUUCUAUUGAAUCUUGGACGAAAGCCGAAAAUUCCCAUGAACUUUCAACAUAUGCUUUUCUUUGCGGGCUUGAGAGGUGCAAUGUCCUUUGCGUUGGCCAUUCGAAAUACAGUUUCCGAAGCGCGACAAGCCAUGCUGACAACGACCUCGUUAAUCGUAAUUUUUACAGUGAUAACUCAAGGCGGUGCCACGAAUUUUUUGCUCAAAUUCUUCCAAAUACCAUUUGGUGUGGAAGACGAGACUGAAGCGCUGAAUCAUCACGAGGGCCGCAGUGUUUACAAUUCCAUGGAAAAUACAUCAGCGUCCAUCGACACAGGAUUGAAUUUGGCGCAACUACAUAUAAAUCCGAGAUGUUCUCUGGAUAUUGAACAUGGAGCAUCUCCAGAUGUUCCAGCAAAUGUUUCGACAGUGCCAAAGAAAUGCGAGAAAGCGCUUUUAGCUAGGAUUUGGGGAAAUUUCGAUAAAAAUUAUAUGAAACCUUUAUUAACGCAUUCGCGACCUACUUUAUUGGAAACAUUGCCGGUGUGUUGUAAUCCACUCGCCCGGCUACUUACGACAACCGAACAAUUGACGCAGGAGCGAACAAAUAUCCGUCAUUCCGAUUCGGAUUCGGAUCUCUGCUUAAAUGACAACGACGACUAUCGUUCGGGUAGCAUAAGUGGCAGCACGUUAAACAAUAACAUUGGUACGCUUGAUUCACGAGUGCGACGCAGUUCAAAUGGUCGUGGCCAUGAAAAGCCGUAAAUUUAUAUUGUCUUAUGGCACACAUAAACUGUGCGUGUGUGUUACUUAUAACUUAUUACGUGUUACGCAAGUGUCAAUCAUGUUUGUGUUUCUAUUUGAGAAUUGCGAUCAUCUCACCUUUCCCGUAUUCAUUUAAAUAAGUGUGUAUAGAGAAACAAAUCAUCUGUGUUUAUAAAAUGUGAUCGAUCUUGUCUAAUUUCUACUGCUAUUUGUAGAUUGUGAAAGUUUAGAAGGUAAAACCUUCAGUUUUUUUGCUUUUCAAAAGAUAUUUUCAAAAUUAAGUGUGUUAAAAACGUGUUCGAGUGUGUGUAUCGCCAAUAGAUAGCCUGAUAUUGCAGAAGUGUGAAAAUCAAUCUACAAACCACAAAAACCGUAUAUUUAACACGAAUAUAUUAUUCAGAUCACAUCAAACACGUUCCCUUGUGAAAAUCGAUGUUUUUUAUGAAUAAGAAUGUAUAAAGAGAAAAAUAUUUGAACCAAUAAUUAAAAAAAAUAAAUAAAAAAAACUACCCUGUAAUUUAACUAAUUUAAUUGGUGAUUUGUGUGCAAAGGAAUUUCAUUGCCCAUAACCGGAACCACAGACAUGUUACCCAUUUAUUUUCUUUUCUACUAUUAUUGAAUACCAUUUUUUUCUUUAAUUUAAUUUAAUUUAUACAUUUUAUGUGAUUUUUCUUUGUUGUGAACCCAGAAUUCAGUUAAAAACUGCUUGAAUUAAGCUAUAUGAGCACAAGUGUGAAAGAUAUAAAAUGGAUUUAAGGAUUUUUGGUUGAAAAAAUAAAGUACAGUAUUUACUUUUAAUAAUAUGAAAUAAUUUCUUUGGUAUUUUCAUGAAAUUUUGAAAUAAAUCAUAUAAAAUUCCUUUAUUCUAAAUGAGAUAAUAUUCCGAGUUUCGGACGUUGAAAGUGUUUUACUGUACUUUAUUCGGAGCUAUUUGAAAUCAACCUUUGAUCAUUUAGCUAAGAGAUGGUUGUGACCUUAAGCCAAAUAUGUGUAUGGAAAUAAAGAAUGCAAAUGUAAUUUCAAUAAUUUCUUUGUUAUUCGUAAUGCUAUUCGAUAAUGUUGUUCGAUAUUUUAAGAGAAAGAGAGAGUGAAAUAGUUAACUACUCUAGGUUUAAUUUAAAAUAUGUUAAAUUAAAUUCUAUUGUUUAAUUGUAUAGAUUUAUUUAUACGAGUAUGACUCAAUAUGCGUAAUGUGCCAGAGCCGUAAUCAUGUAUCUCAUUGGCUUAAGAAAGCAAAUAAAAUUAAUAGGAUUUCA
Messenger RNA from Contarinia nasturtii (swede midge), 4207 nucleotides. RefSeq names its product sodium/hydrogen exchanger 7 (gene Nhe3). Gene Ontology annotation, cellular component: membrane; recycling endosome. The coding region runs from base 771 to 2951 and encodes 726 amino acids. The record is from RefSeq and is a predicted model, not a curated record. NCBI's taxonomy places the organism in Eukaryota, Metazoa, Arthropoda, Insecta, Diptera, Cecidomyiidae. Gene Ontology annotation, molecular function: sodium:proton antiporter activity. Gene Ontology annotation, biological process: sodium ion transport; proton transmembrane transport; regulation of pH. The transcript has 16 exons.